UCGCAACAAAUACAUCUUGCAUUGUGAUAAUAUGUCAUUUCAAUGUUGAUAAUAUUUUAUUUCGAUGUUGGCGAUGCUUAUACUUUUAAUUUUUUUGAACGUAAUCUUGUCUUCAUCUUAUGCUGUUAAACAUGAUCCAAAUAUACUGUGCCGAACUUGUGGUAACAACAUAUUGAAAGCUAGUGACAUAAUUUCAAAAGAAAGUCCAUCGUCUCUAUAUUCUUUUAAUGAUACAAUAUUUAAUGAGGAAAGUUCAUUGGUGCAAAUAUUAAGAAGAGAAGUUAUAUUUCAAUUCACUAUAGUUACUUCUAACCAAUCUAAUUGUAUUGGAUUUGGAGAGUGGGAGAAAGAAGAAUUGUGGUUUCCCGGAUAUCACUGGAAACCAUGCUUAUGCCCUGAAUGUGGAGAUAUAAUCGGAUGGCUCUUUGAAAAUCAUAACCCAGAACAAACCUAUACAUUUAAUCGCUUUUAUGCACUUAUAUUGCCUAAUCUUCUAAGUGAAAAAGUUUUACAGUCGCUCAUCUCAUAUCCAGUUUAAUAAACAAUGGCCGAGCUAUCAACUGAAGAUAAAGAUUUUCUAGCUCAAUGUGAAGAGCAGUUCAAAGAUAGAUAUACAGAAAAA
Messenger RNA from Zerene cesonia (dogface butterfly), 622 nucleotides. Its product is annotated as protein cereblon-like. The transcript is spliced from 4 exons. The record is from RefSeq and is a predicted model, not a curated record. NCBI's taxonomy places the organism in Eukaryota, Metazoa, Arthropoda, Insecta, Lepidoptera, Pieridae. Bases 65 to 538 code for a protein of 157 amino acids.